Phialemonium atrogriseum is the source of this 1737-nucleotide messenger RNA. Its product is annotated as FAD/NAD(P)-binding domain-containing protein. Gene Ontology annotation, molecular function: FAD binding; monooxygenase activity. The coding region runs from base 381 to 1679 and encodes 432 amino acids. The record is from RefSeq and is a predicted model, not a curated record. NCBI's taxonomy places the organism in Eukaryota, Fungi, Ascomycota, Sordariomycetes, Cephalothecales, Cephalothecaceae. The transcript has 2 exons.
CCAUGUAUUAAUAAUGCUAAUGGUGAGCCCCGUCUUAAAAAAACCAUGCACUUGAUGCCCAGUUCGGAAUAUAGAGGCUCUGGCUGUUAUUUAUCAGCGCAGUACCAAUGGUGUGAUGCAUAGACUGGGAUUCGUUUGGCCUUCGGAUACCGGUUGUGUUCCCUUCUGAAGACGGCUUCCCCGCCACGAUAUAACCUGGCAACAGCGGUUGGCCAUAAAGUCGCAUAUUUCCAAGCAUCGCCACUUUGGCGUUGUCUUGCGUCAUUUCGACUCUCACAAACUAAUCCUCCGAACUGGGAUUACCAGAAGCAGUAUUUCUACCCCUCGAUCAAUCCAAUCCCAUUGGCAUCAAUACGUGUAAAAAGACUGGGUACCUACUCAUGGCAGACACAAUUAGCCUUCGUAUUGCCAUCAUUGGGGCGGGGAUCGCAGGGCUCACGACGGCUAUCGCUCUUAAGCAUCAUCCUUCGAUUGACAUCCAGAUAUAUGAGCGAGCUUCUGAACUACGAGAGAUCGGUGCGUCCAUUGCACUUGGACCUAAUGGCAUGAGGACUCUGGAUAAACUUGGAGUGCAGAAUGCUCUUGACGAGUCCAUUGCCUUCCGGAACAAGUCACGGCUCCCCAUGAUCUAUCGUCACUACAAAACGAACGAGGUGGUCUCGACCGACUCGCAUCGCGGCGACGUUGACUUCCGCCAUCUCACCGCCCGCUUCUACCGUGCUCACCUCCAAGAGGCCCUCCUUGAACAUGUCGACAAUACUCGAGUUCACCUCUCCAAGGCCUUCCAUUCCGUCAUCUCAGAUACCGCAUCCAAGAAGCUGGUCAUAACCUUCACAGACGGCACAACUACCACGGCCGACGUCCUUCUCGGGGCAGACGGGAUCAGCUCCGCCGUCCGCAGAUUCUUUGUUUCUACCUCGGCCCCAACCUGGACCGGCUGGGUGGCCUUCCGCUCCGUGUUUCCCAUUUCCCACGUCGCCCACAUUCCGGACCUGCCCGACGAGGCGACUCACAUCUGGGGGCCGGACCGGAGCAUCUUCAUGUCCAAAUUAGGCAGAGACCUAUUCACCGUCGUCGGGUCGUCCCAGAGUGACCCGUCUGCCCACGAUGCUCCUUACAAAGAUGCGAUGUGGGACUCUGACGGGGACGUCAACCAGCUGAAACAAUAUUAUCAGGACUGGAGCCCUCUAGUUCGCGCCGUGGUCGAUGCAGUUCCAUACACCAGGAUCUAUCCAAACACCGCUGGUCACGGUCUCGACUCCUGGGUCCUCGGUAGCGGGAACGUAACGCUGGCGGGAGAUGCGGCGCAUGCGCACGGAGGAGCCUUUGCGGCGGGCGGGAGCUUGGCGAUUGAUGAUGCCUGGGCCUUUGCGGCUUCAAUCCUGGAGGUCUUCCCCGCGUCCGCAACUACGGCGCCUUCAGAGGGAGAUAUAGCGAGAGCCCUGGAUCUGUACGAGAAGACGAGGAAAUCUCAUACUGACCGCGUGCUGAGGACGGUGCAUCAAGGAAAUAAGAAAAAGCUAGAUCGUGUUAGUAAGGUCGAAACGGACGAGGAGCUGAGAGCACGGAUGAAGAAUCGGGAAGAUCCGGCCUGGAUACAUGAGCAUGACGUUGAAGCUACAUUUGCAAGUGUGCUAGUUGCGGAGGAGAAGAGGGUUUAUGGACAGGCAAGGUUGUGACGAGUUGGUUCCGGAGCGGGAUACGCCAUUGAUGGUUAAUUAUACUUCGUCAUUCUAC